UUUUUUUGUAGGCCUUUUCUCGGGAGUGUGUGUUGUGUGAAAAAGUGCUGAAGAAUUUUUGACCAAAAUCGCAGUAAAAAGCCGCAGAAAGUAUCCGUGUAAAAUGAUAAAAGGUGCUGUGGAUGAUGGUGCAUGGUAUAGUGUGAAAAAUUCCGGAAUAAUCUGCUCAACAGUCUCAAUUGCAGCACUGCGGUUUGUCUAACUGCCCCGGGUGCCCAUCAGUCACGCCCUGGGGCACCACCUAAGUUCGCAAAGUGAUAGAAAAGUGUCCGGAAGGGGUGUCCGGACGUGGCAAUGGAGUUAGAAGCGACUGGGGAGGGUAUAAGUGGACUGGUAAAGAGUCCAGAGGGGCUGUCAAAACGUGAGAAGUGCAAUAGAAAUGCCGAAGUGGCAGGUGGUAGUGCCCCAGAGGAGCCAGAGAGCUCAGAUUCCAUGGAAAAGUGUGAUGUGAGUCCGGAGAAUAGCACAAAAAAGGACACACCGCCGACAAAUGGCCCAAGUAGGAUGACCACUUCGGCUUCGGCAAUUCUGGCAGCAGCACCUCAGGAACCCCAAGGGGCCGGGAGUUGUGUGCAAUUUGAGAAUAUCCCCAAAAGCAUCUCCCUGUUUGACGUGUGUCCCGGGCAGCCCGCGCAGACAUCGCCAAAGCAUGCAAUGGCCUUCACAAUUGACUUUGGGGAACGGGUUGUCGAUGAGCAGCGAUAUCGAAGCAUGUACGAACGCUUUCAGAAUCGCCACAGGCGAGGAGUGUCCCUUACGAAAUUCGAAGAUCCCCAGACACCUCGCACAAAAAUCCCAAUGAGCGCAAAACUGCCCAGAAAACAGAUGCAACCGACUCAAACUUCCACUCAAGAGAAAAAUCCCGUCAAAUUGAGGGACAAGAGUCGCUUGCAAGCACCCCAGGAUGCCUCAAAGAGACACUCCUGGAGUCCAAGAUCUAGCACUGUGGUGCCAGAAGUCAAAGCAACACCGUCUCCGGAUGUCCGGACAAAAUUCAUCCCGCGCUCUUUGACACUGGCUAAGGCCCUGGAGGUCAAGAAAUCCCAGGAAAUUGAGGAAUUCACCUGCCCAGCACCACCCCUGGAAGACAUUAAGCUUCCCGAUGAUGAUCAAGUGUCUGAAGCUGGCACCUACACAUUGGACGCCGACAAUUACACGGAGGAACAGAAGGAGCGCAUGAAUAUUGAUCUCCUGGAAGCGAAUGACGAGCUAAAAAUCAACGAAAGCCCACAGCACAGUCCACAGGUAAAACCCGAGAGGCCGACCUGCUUUGAGACCAACUUGGAGGCAUUUGACUACGAUUUAUCCCAAAGAGACGAAAAACUCAUGGAUGAAAAAUCCAAGAGGAAAAAUGUCCUGGAGAUCUCAUGUUCCCAUGAGACUUCCACGGCAAAACCCAAAGUGUCCUAUUUGGAGCGUCUGAAGAAUCGUGUAAAGAAUAUUAGUGAUCGAACUUUUCACAAAUCACGCUCACCGGACAAAUUGUUGCCCUCUCCGGAUGUGGGUACUUUUACAAGUGUCACCACAAGUGGAAUUCUCAGUGUAAAACCGACACUGGAGAGUAAACCGCGGCUGACACGAAAGAAUAGUUUGACAAAGAGUCAGAUUGAUAGUUCAGAGUACGUUCAGGGUGUUAGUCGGUUGAAUUUGGGCAAUGAAUCGCCCAGGAGGACGACAUCAAGUGAAGUGUCGGCCAUCAAAUCGGCCGCCACGAAGAGUGAUUGGAUUCAAGAGUGGGCAAGGCAUGCGAGGCAACAUCAAAUGUCCAGAAGUUAUAAUUUUGAAUCACCCACGGAGGAUACAGCUCCUGGAUUUGACCAGGAUGCCAUGAGUAGGAGUCACUAUGAGGGUUUUGUGAGGGGACAAGGGGGUAGAGCUUCCAUGCAAAGGCGAUUCAAUGAGGGCUUCUACGGAGGGUACAAUGAUGUACCGGAACGACGGAAGAAGGAAAUGUUAGAUGGUAGACCACCAUUGAGCCCCACAAAGAUCCCAAGUCCCAUUGGAACCCUUCAGAGACGUCCCAGGAGCCGUAGCAGCAGCACCAGAAGCCAUCAAGGGAGUAAAACGGAUCUCACAAUGAAGGAUGCAAACGAUACGGAAAUGUAUUUGCAAAAGACAGCUGCAGCCAUCACCACUCUUCAAAAAAUCCACAGGGAUUCCCUGCAAAAUUCUCCCCAGAGUCCCCAAAGUCCCAAAAUGUCCUCACCUGCUGACGGACGACCAAGUCCAACUGAGGAAUUUCUCCUGAUGCAACUGGCCCGGAUGCAAAGGCACCACCGGAGAAAUUUUUCACUGGACGGUACUGAAGGUCCACAAUUGCAGCAGGAAUCCUACAGGAGGCACACAAGGCACCAUUCUUUCGAGAGUAACGACAAUCUCCCGCCACGACCACUGCGGACAACUCACGGUUUUGUCGAUGGUGAUGUAGAAGCUCUGGUUGCCAAGAGACGUCCUGAAUUGAUUAAACAUCCCGUUAGUGCUCCGCCCAGAGAUACUCAGAGGUCACAGUGUUCACCAAUACGGCGUUCGACGUCAUUUUCGGCAAAAACACCAUCCGUGGGAACACCCAAAAUGCCCUCGAAAAUUCCCCCAAAAUCUCAAUCAAUCCAAAAAUCUGCAAGUAGCACAAAUUUCCGCACUGUUGUAGCUUGCUACGGGGAUGAUGAUGUUAUGGAGUUCUACAUUAAUGACAAUGUGGAUUUGGAUCCUGGACAAUUGUCUUCGGAGUCCGAUUUGAGUGGACAGGAGAGUUCGUCAAAUUCUCGAGAACCCAUCUCAAAUACGCGUUGCAAUAAGGCAUUCUUGAUGCGAAUGGAACAAAAUAGAAGACCAACCCAGGGCAAUGCAACAGCAACAUCUUCAGCUAAACCGGGAGUUAUAGCUUGUCCAAAUACCCCGGAAAUGCGCAGAAGAGAGCCAAAUGUACGAACGUCCUUCAGGGAGAGAAUGUCAAUGCCCAGAGAUUCCAGUCUGAAUCGAAUGAAACAAGAUUUGGCCAGGAGGCAACAAACGCCAAAGCCUGAACAGAAACAACUGCAAAAGGUCCAACCGAAGUAUAUGGACAUUUCCAAGUAUAAACCGGCCACAGGGCAGAAUUUCCUGAAGAAGGACGAGAGCAAAAGCUAUCUUUUGCACAAGGAAGUGCGAAAGAGUCCAAGUAGUGCUUCGGUGAAUCUCAACAGGGGUGAUGCUUCGAGAACAAGCAACAGGAGCAUCAAAUCAGCAGGAAUGCGACCGUCAUCAGGAAAGAAGGAGCCAAAUGCUACCCAGAAGCAGGCAAAAGAAGCCGAAUUGGCCAUGUGGAAGCGGCGAGCUAGCUAUGAUCCGAUGAAGGCAGCCCAAGAAGGCAAAAGGAAGCAGGAAGAAGCCCGAAGAUUGGCGCAGCAGCAACAGCAACAAAGUAAAUUGGGUGAAAGUUCAUCGGCCGUCCUGAGAUCCCAAUCCUUCCACAGUGGUGUAUCGAGUCAACUAAGAACAGGAAAUAUGGCAAAGACAACGAUUGAUAACCAAUGGUCAACGCUAACAUUGAGUGAUUCCAGUGAUGCUGAAUCAUAAAUGCAAUCUUUUUUCCAUCUUUUUGCAAGAUUUUUGGCACAUUUUUUCCUGCAUUUUGUGUAAAUUCUCUUCAACUCGAGAUGAAAAUCCUUCCUCAAAGUUCCCCUUGUUUUAUUUUGUGAAUGGAUUUUUUUUGAAAAUUUGAAACUCCAAUCCCUCCUUCUAAUUUUUAGAAAUGAAAUUGAAUUGUGAUUAACAAUUUUAUUUAUUUCCUUUUAAUGUUUAAAUAACUGGUUUUAUGUCCUUCGAAUCUAUCUUUAAAGAGAUUUUUUUUAAAUAAGCCUGAAACUUUUGUAGUUGAAAUAAAAAAAAAAUCAUUGUCACUAUUUAAAUAAUUUUUACUCACCCCAUUUUUUCAAUUGAAUGCAUCGUCCUUUUUUAUAGAACUUAAUAAAAUUAUUAAAAAAAAAUAAACAUGAAAUGUUUAAAAAAAGAAGUAAUAAAGUAUUGUGAAAAAAAAUUGAAAAAAAGGAACAGAGAAUGAUAGGAAACUCAAAAUUGUAACCACUCAAAGUGUCAAAGUGAUUUUUGGUUUUUAUUAUGAUUUCAAUGAAAAGAUAUUAUUUAUGAUAAGUUGGUUAUUUAUUUGCUAAGAUAUGAAGAUAAAAAAAAGCAUGAAAACGAAACUUAAUUGCAAAAUACCAUUUUUACUGUUGCUUCACUUGGAUAAAUUGUUACAAGUAGUUUUUUUUUAAGUUUCAAUUUUUAGGGAUUUUUUCCUCUUUCUCCCUCUAUGAAAUCCAUUUAAACGAAAAUAGCUUGAUAAGAAAUGUUUCUGUGCUGAAGCUUUAAGAUGAGAAUGGAAAUAAAUCAAAAUGUGAAGAUA
Molecule: messenger RNA, 4381 nt
Organism: Phlebotomus papatasi
Lineage: Eukaryota; Metazoa; Arthropoda; Insecta; Diptera; Psychodidae
Exons: 6
Coding region: 295-3555 (1086 amino acids)
Source: RefSeq, a predicted model, not a curated record